Ilex paraguariensis (yerba mate) is the source of this 240-nucleotide messenger RNA. The record is from the annotation of a GenBank genome assembly. Lineage: Eukaryota; Viridiplantae; Streptophyta; Magnoliopsida; Aquifoliales; Aquifoliaceae.
AUACGCUCCACGUGUGGCCAUGAUGAUCACAAUACCAAAGCUUGUAGGCUACAGGAGACCAUUCCUAUCUCUCCGGCAUUUAUCUCAACCAACGAGUGUGUGGAGAAUUUUCUCCAGAAAGGAGCGAUGGUGGAUGGACAAGACUGGCUCACGAAUCGAAAGGCUAUAAGUUCGCGUUAUGUGGAGAAGUUUAUGUCAAGCUGCGGUGCUCUGUGCGCGUAUGUGAGCUUUAAGAGCUAA